Molecule: messenger RNA, 1522 nt
Organism: Ostrea edulis (European flat oyster)
Lineage: Eukaryota; Metazoa; Mollusca; Bivalvia; Ostreida; Ostreidae
Exons: 3
Coding region: 156-1394 (412 amino acids)
Cellular component (GO): nucleus
Molecular function (GO): RNA polymerase II transcription regulatory region sequence-specific DNA binding; DNA-binding transcription factor activity, RNA polymerase II-specific
Source: RefSeq, a predicted model, not a curated record
ACACCACACACGAAGAGACACAUCAGCACUUCCGCUUAUUGCAUCGACCAAGGAACAACUAACACUAUGUCGUAGACAGAAAUUACCAUUUUUCACCGGACUUUACGGAACGUAGACUGCCAUGUUUUACGGAAUACGACUCACAACAACCUAAAAUGUCUCUACUCACGCCAAAAACCAUCGUUAUUACCACUGUACCAGGAAAAACUCAGUCCAGGCCCAUCACCUUGCAGCCGCCCAUGGACGUGGAGUAUUUCUCUGGAGAUCAGGAUGAAAGUCCCAGGAAGAGGCGUCGUUUGACUCACCUGUCUCCAGAGGAAAAACUCAUGAGAAGGAAACUGAAAAACAGAGUAGCAGCCCAGACAGCUCGUGACAGGAAGAAGGCCAUUAUGUCUGACCUGGAAAUACAGGUGUCAAAAUUAAUGGAGGAAAACAAACGUCUACAAAGAGAAAAUGAUAAACUGAAACAACGAUCCAGUGUGCUGAUAACUGAGAACUCAUCACUGAGAGAGCGCCUCGGGACGGACGGUUCACUGGUUAAGAUGGAGGAGGAAACCUCGGGAUCUGCAGCAUCCUCAGUCUCUCUGCCGUGGGGACAAACUCCUUCACCAUCUCAACCAGCGAUGCCUUACGUUCUAACUCUGUGUACAAGUUCCACCGACAAAGCUUCAAAAGCUGAUGUCAAACCUUUACGCAAACUCCAAGUCAAGCCAAGUGAAGAUACACAACAUGGACCCAAUUCUCCAGUGGUGGGGCCGUCACCAGCAGAACUGGACUCCAUCAAUGAACUGAUUAAAUUUGAUCAUGAGUAUUAUAAAAUUGAGCCCCUCACACCGGAGCCCGAGAUGGAGGUCAUUGUUGAUGUGGAUGCUACUUCUACCAUUGAACUUAAAACAGAUACCGAGUGUAUUGAUCCAAACCUGAAAACUAACCAGGAAGAAAGUAUUCAUGUCAUGGAAGAGGAAGUCCCUGUUCCAUGUAUCAGUGAUUUUGUGGACUUAGAAAAAGAAGUGUUGAACGUUUUACCGGAGAUCAACAUUGAUCUUCUCAAUGACAUUGAAAGCCUUAUCGAGGAUGACCUCCAUUCACAGGCCACUCCCGAUUCCACAGAGGAAAUUUCACAAAAUGGACAGUUGUUACUGCCAAGUGAACAGAAUAAGAGACUCCAGAGUGAGCUUGCCCCCCAAGCAGAGAAACAGUCCAAGAGGAAGUACUCCCAGACACUUGGGUCCUGUUCUGACCUCAUUUCCUCGGAUGAUUAUUUCUCUAGUAGUGACUCAGGGAUCACUAGUGACUACAGUGAGGUAGGGUCACCCUACAGCGACAUCUCAGGAGGUCUGUCGGACAAUGUCUGGGAGGAAUCUUUCAUUGAACUUUUCCCCGAUUUGGUGUGAGCUUACAUUCUGGAGUUCAUAUUGUUCUGUACAUAACACAUGUUCUCAUUAUUUAUUCAAAGGCAUAACAUAUGACAUUGUGUAUAUUAAAUGUUCAUUUUGUGAAAUAAAUUCUAAUGGAAAAUGGG